Molecule: messenger RNA, 1101 nt
Organism: Cladophialophora bantiana CBS 173.52
Lineage: Eukaryota; Fungi; Ascomycota; Eurotiomycetes; Chaetothyriales; Herpotrichiellaceae
Exons: 2
Coding region: 1-1101 (366 amino acids)
Biological process (GO): fungal-type cell wall organization; carbohydrate metabolic process
Cellular component (GO): fungal-type cell wall
Molecular function (GO): glycosyltransferase activity; hydrolase activity, hydrolyzing O-glycosyl compounds
Source: RefSeq, a predicted model, not a curated record
AUGCCCAACACGAAGUACCUGGGAGAUGCUACCCAGGCCGACUGGGUUUCCUCCGGCAGUCCCUUGGAAUACAACAACUCGGUGCUGCUGACUAUGGCCGAGGGAACAGUGGGCACACUGCUAACUAGCACGCAUUUCGUAUGGUAUGGCAAGGUCGGUGCCAGGUUUGCCACUUCUGCUGGUGCUGGUGUGGUCACUGCGUUCAUCCUGCUCGGUAACUCCAAGGACGAAAUCGAUUUCGAGUUCGUCGGGACGCAGUUGACAAGUGCCCAAACAAACUUCUACUCUCAGGGUGUACCAGUCUAUACCAAUGGCGGCAACACUACCGGUCUUUCAGAUGUUCAUGCAAACUUCCACGACUAUGAAAUUGACUGGCAACCCGACAGCAUUACUUGGUCCAUCGACGGCAAUACAGUCCGCACCUUGAACCGCGAAGACACCUGGAAUGCGACGGCAAACCGAUACUACUACCCUCAAACCCCGUGCCAAGUGCAGCUGUCCCUGUGGCCCGGCGGUCUCCCAUCCAACGGCGAAGGAACCAUUGAAUGGGCGGGAGGUCUUGUGCAAUGGGACUCGCCGUACAUGACCAACGGCUACUAUUACGCCCAGUUCGACUCGGUCUCGGUGCAGUGCUACGAUCCACCUGCCGGUGCGAACGUGCAAGGCACCAAGUCUUACAUCUUCACUGACGCGGCCAUGACCAACAACACUGUCGAAGUGACCAAUGACAAUACCGUGCUGAAAUCAUUCCUCGGUACCGGCACCAACAUGUCCGCCGGCUAUCCCAGUGGCAGCGCCAGCUCAAGUGGCUCGUCCAAGACAAGCGAGCCGGCCACUAUUCCCGGUCUUUCUGGCGUGGGCACUGGCACCAACGGCGGCCGUGGCGACAACACCACGAGUAGCAGUGGAAACGACAGCGGCAGUUCAGGAUCGGGAGAUAACAGCGCCAGCGCCACCGGAGCGGCCUCGACGGGGUUCGUGCAAGGUGAUGGGGGAGACUCUUCCAAUGGUGCGGGCCAGAUUGGCGGCAACAGUGAAACUGUGCUCAAGGGAAGUCUGCUUGCGGUUGUUAUUGCCGUUGUUGGGUUGUGCAUUUUGUAA